AUCGCCAUCUGCUCUUGGUCUCCACUGCCCUGAUCACUCCAGAUCGCCUUCCCACGUCCUUGACUACCACCGCGCUUCCAACCAUGUCUCCCAGCUACAACGCCGGCUUUGGCAACGAGUUCCAGUCCGAGGCCCUCCCCGAUGCCUUGCCCAAGGGCCGCAACUCGCCUCAACGCUGCCCGUACGACCUCUACGCUGAACAGCUCUCCGGCUCGGCCUUCACUGCCCCUCGCACCCACAACCUCCGCACCUGGCUCUACCGGAUUCGCCCCUCCGUCGUCCACACCCCCUUCGUUCCCAUCCCUGCUCCCAAUGUCGUUCGUUCCUUCUCGGUCGCCACCGACGACGGGGAAUGCAUCUCCACCCCCAACCAGCUUCGUUGGUCUCCCUUUGAGAUCCCCACGAAUGGCAAGGUCAACUUCAUUGAGGGUCUCAACACUGUUUGUGGCGCUGGUGAUGUCUCUUCUCACUCUGGUCUGGCUGUCAUGAUCUACACCGCCAACGCCGAUAUGGAGAACACGGCCUUCUACAACUCGGACGGUGACUUCUUGAUCGUUCCUCAGGAGGGCCGCCUCGAGAUCCAGACUGAGCUCGGCGUCAUCUCGGCUGAGCCCAAGGAGAUCGUCGUCAUCCCUCGCGGGAUCAAGUACUCUGUCAAGCUCGUCGACGGAAAGGCACGCGGCUACAUCCUCGAGACCUUUGACCGACACUGGGAGCUUCCCGAUCUCGGACCCAUUGGUGCCAACGGCCUGGCCAACCCCCGCGAUUUCCUGUACCCCACCGCUGCCUUCGAGGACAAGGACGGCGCCGAGUACAAGAUCAUUACAAAGUACCAGAGCCGCUUCUUUGCCGUCACCCAGAACCACUCACCCUUCGACGUUGUCGCCUGGCACGGCAACUACUCUCCUUUCAAGUACGACCUUCGCAACUUCAACUGUAUCAACACCGUCUCCUUUGACCACCCCGACCCCUCCAUCUAUACCGUCCUCACUGUCAAGUCCGGCAACCCCGGCACGGCUCUCGCCGACUUUGUCAUUUUCCCUCCCCGCUGGAUGGUCGCCGAGAACACCUUCCGCCCUCCGUGGUACCACCGCAACUGUAUGAGCGAGUUCAUGGGCCUGAUCUCGGGCGCCUACGAUGCCAAGGCCGAGGGCUUCGUUCCCGGUGGCGCCUCGCUCCACAGCAUGAUGUCUGCUCAUGGCCCCGACGCCGUCACCUUUGAGCGCGAGAGCACCAAGCAGCUCGGCCCCGAGAAGCUCCGCGAAGAUGGCCUGGCCUUUAUGUUCGAGUCGUAUCUGACUCUGUCGCUAUCCAAGUGGGCCCUGGACAAGGACACUGCCGGUGGCCGUGCCCUGCAGCCCAACUACUACCAGUGCUGGCAGCCCCUGGUCAAGAAGUUCAACGGUCUGGACCUUACCAAGCACUAAAUAUCCACUGGUCUCUUGUGCCAUAUAUGCCUGCGUAUGAGCCUCAAAGCAAUCGCUCGCCACUUCUGUUUGUCACAGCAUGUUCAGAACGAAACGGAAUAGUGCCCCGCUUGCAUCCUCCACAUCAGCCACCACCUUCAGCGCAGCGAUCUGUCGGUCCCGGUGGGCAAGUCGUGCGGUUCUGCCCAUUCUUCGUCAACAAUCCAGUAGUUUUGGUUGGUUUUGGAAGCACAGUCUUGAAUACACUCGGUCGAUCACCAGUGGCGACGAUCGACUGGCAUAGUGUGA
Polychytrium aggregatum is the source of this 1715-nucleotide messenger RNA. RefSeq names its product Homogentisate 1,2-dioxygenase. The coding region runs from base 84 to 1427 and encodes 447 amino acids. The transcript has 2 exons. Gene Ontology annotation, molecular function: homogentisate 1,2-dioxygenase activity. The record is from RefSeq and is a predicted model, not a curated record. Lineage: Eukaryota; Fungi; Chytridiomycota; Chytridiomycetes; Polychytriales. Gene Ontology annotation, biological process: L-phenylalanine catabolic process. Gene Ontology annotation, cellular component: cytoplasm.